This is a messenger RNA of Microbotryum saponariae, 1494 nucleotides long. Lineage: Eukaryota; Fungi; Basidiomycota; Microbotryomycetes; Microbotryales; Microbotryaceae. The record is from the annotation of a GenBank genome assembly.
AUGGCGCAAAUCCCUUCCGAUCCUGAUCGACGGUCUUCAAAGGCGUAUGAGCUCAACCAACCGAAUUCCGCCGAGAAGCUCUAUCGUGCCGGCAACUAUCAUCUGCGCAAAGUGAAGAGUCUUUCACCGUUCAAGCUCGCGCUCGUCACCGUCCUCACACUUACAACCAUCUACUGCCUCUUGCUCGUCGUAUGCGUGGCCGUCGAUUCGAUCGCGAUGCAGCCGAGUACGAGAUCCUUUACAGGCGACUUCCGUAGGGCGUCACAACGAGCGGCCGAUUUGACGAAUGGCAUGCUCCAGGGCGGUAAUGCUCCGAUGGUCGGGCAACGAUCGACUGCAGACCAACGAUCUCGCAAAGCAUGGGGGCGAGGGUCGCGUAGCAAGAACGAGCCCAUCCGGCCUGUUCGACCGGCGAUUGUCGACGAUGGGGAUGAUGACUACUUCGACGACCGCUUGCCACCAGAGUCCGAGGUUUCCGACGAUGAACGCGAAAGGUGGAUUCGUGAGAGCAUCUCGCGAGCAGCCCAGCGUGUACGUAAGGAAGACUUCUUGCUCCAAGCAUCUGACAGCAAGGCUGCAUCAUCCCAAGGCGAUGCCGCCGACGAUAACGAAUCGACACCCAAGAAGCGUAAAAAGGGCCCUGCUCGCAAAUUUGGAUCGAAAUCGGACCUGUCCAGAGGUUCACCGCGUGAAGGGCGUCGUCCGGUCAAUCAGGCAAGUCAACUCGAGAAACAACAUGCAGCGACAGCAGUCGACCCAGAGGGGGGGGCCGAGAUUGGUGAGACGGUACCGGUCACCAUGGAGGACGAAGCAACAGUCGAAGAGGCUCCUGCGAGGUCUAGGGUACCGGCGGAUACGGCGAGACAGGCUGCAACCUCGGACGCAAGCGACGACGAGCUGGACGAGGACUCGGAGGACGAAGGUGAAGAAGAGAAACCAGUGCCGCCACCGCCCCGCCCGGCGUCGAAAAAGACCAAGGCCCAACGACUUGCGCCCGAGCCAGCGCCUCCUCGUGCACCCGCACCGGCUCGGAAAGCCGCCGUCUUGACCAACGACAAGAAGCUGCACAAAACUCGACGACCGAUUAGUAAGGGCGCCGCUGCCGGGGCACAGUUGGGCCCUGCGCCUCUUGACUCGUCUUCGGCAAUGGAAGAAGAACCGGACAAGCCUGCUGCACAGCGCCUUGCCAAGGCCGAAGCGCAACUCAUGGCUGCACGUGAACAACUUGCCGCGCAGGUAGCAGCCGAUGCUCGGACCGGUGGUGCUCGCCAACGCCCCCUCGACGCGACGGUCGUACCGAUGCAGACGAUGAAGACGACCCGCAAGGAAAAGGUCGGAGGAGCUGCGAGGGCCAGCGCCGACAAAUCUCGCGUCGUCGACGAGCCUGUGCAGCCGAAGAAGGAUGCUGGAAAGCAGGAACAGCGACGGCCGAUGGCGAUGAGGGCCAAGAAGAAGGGGUCGCCCGCCCGCCAAAGAUACGGUCCGAAUGCAUGA